AUGCAGGUGCUCCACUGGCCAUUGUGUGCUGCAUGUGAUUGGGUCUGGCGUACCCUUUACCAUAUUCGUAAAGUUAUAUGUGGUUGUACGUCGGCGUUUGUGGCACAUACACUUCCUGUGUGUGAUAUACAUGAACCAGCUGAUUUGACUGUAGCAGUAUGGGUUCCCUACACUAGUGUCGAGACGCACGAUAUGGCGGCCAUCGGGGAAGACAGACGACCUGCAGGCAUUGGUUGUAUAGCGGAUGUGAUAGUGCUCGGGCACCAGGUGGCCGUUGUGAUGGGUUUCGGUCGCCAUAAACUAGCUAUAAACUCCGCUGCGGAGCCCACUGACAUCGUUGUUGGUGUUUAUGUUAGAGGUUGUCCUUCUAGUGUCGAUGCACCACUCCUAUCGAGGGACUGCAUUGGUCGAACCUGGCUAAUAGUGUCACCUUCUUUCCGUUGUGGUCCUUUAUCUGUCAUUUUCAACUCCUGA
This is a messenger RNA of Lactuca saligna, 474 nucleotides long. NCBI's taxonomy places the organism in Eukaryota, Viridiplantae, Streptophyta, Magnoliopsida, Asterales, Asteraceae. The record is from the annotation of a GenBank genome assembly.